Messenger RNA from Suricata suricatta (meerkat), 2528 nucleotides. RefSeq names its product cochlin (gene COCH). The coding region runs from base 51 to 1736 and encodes 561 amino acids. Lineage: Eukaryota; Metazoa; Chordata; Mammalia; Carnivora; Herpestidae. The record is from RefSeq and is a predicted model, not a curated record. The transcript has 12 exons.
UCUUUCUGUCUUGAUAUCGCACCCCCUCCUCUGGGCGAGGUUGCACAUCGAUGCUAGGUCCGAGCAGCCCCUCGACCACCAUGUCUGCAGCCUGGAUCCCCGUUCUCUGCCUCGGUGUCUGUCUGCUGCUGCUGCUGCCGGAGCCUGUGGGCAGCCAGGGAGCGGUUCCCAUUGCUAUCACAUGCUCUACCCGAGGCCUGGACAUCAGGAAGGAGAAAGCAGAUGUCCUCUGCCCAGGGGGCUGCUCUCUGGAGGAAUUCUCUGUGUUUGGGAACAUAGUGUACGCAUCUGUAUCAAGCAUAUGUGGAGCAGCUAUUCACAGGGGAGUAAUCAGCAUUUCAGGGGGACCUGUACGCAUCUAUAGCCUACCAGGUCGAGAAAACUAUUCCUCAGUAGUUGCCAAUGGCAUCCAGUCUCAAACACUUUCUAGAUGGUCUGCUUCUUUCACAGUGACAAAAGGAAAAAGCGGUACCCAGGAGGCCACAGGACAAGCAGUGUCCACAGCACGUCCACCAACAGGUAAACGGCUAAAAAAAACACCCGAGAAGAAAACUGGCAAUAAAGACUGUAAAGCAGAUAUUGCAUUUCUGAUUGAUGGAAGUUUUAAUAUUGGGCAGCGCCGAUUUAAUCUACAGAAGAAUUUUGUUGGCAAAGUGGCUCUAAUGUUGGGAAUUGGAACAGAAGGACCACACGUGGGCCUAGUUCAAGCCAGUGAACAUCCCAAAAUAGAAUUUUACUUGAAAAACUUUACAUCAGCCAAAGAUGUUUUGUUUGCCAUAAAGGAAGUAGGUUUCAAAGGGGGUAAUUCCAAUACAGGAAAAGCCUUGAAGCAUACCGCCCAGAAAUUCUUCACAGCAGAUGCUGGAGUAAGAAAAGGGAUCCCCAAAGUGGUGGUGGUAUUUAUUGAUGGCUGGCCUUCUGAUGACAUUGAGGAAGCAGGCAUUGUGGCCAGAGAGUUUGGCGUCAAUGUAUUUAUAGUGUCUGUGGCCAAGCCUAUCCCUGAAGAACUGGGGAUGGUUCAGGAUGUUGCGUUUGUUGACAAGGCUGUCUGUCGGAAUAAUGGCUUCUUCUCUUAUCAUAUGCCCAACUGGUUUGGCACCACGAAAUACGUCAAGCCUCUGGUACAGAAGCUCUGCACUCAUGAGCAAAUGAUGUGCAGCAAGACUUGCUAUAACUCAGUGAACAUCGCCUUUCUAAUUGAUGGUUCCAGCAGUGUUGGAGACAGUAAUUUUCGCCUCAUGCUUGAGUUCGUUUCCAACAUAGCCAAGACUUUUGAAAUCUCAGACAUUGGUGCCAAGAUAGCUGCUGUACAGUUCACCUACGAUCAGCGCACAGAAUUCAGUUUCACUGAUUACAGCACCAAAGAGAAUGUCCUCGCUGUUAUCAGAAACAUUCGUUAUAUGAGUGGUGGAACUGCCACAGGUGAUGCCAUUUCCUUCACUGUUAGAAAUGUGUUCGGGCCUGUGAGGGAUAACCCCAACAAGAACUUUCUGGUAAUUGUCACAGACGGGCAGUCAUAUGAUGAUGUUCGAGGCCCUGCUGCUGCUGCACACGAUGCAGGUAUCACCAUCUUCUCUGUUGGUGUGGCUUGGGCACCUUUGGAUGACCUGAAAGAUAUGGCCUCGAAACCAAAGGAAUCACAUGCUUUCUUCACAAGAGAGUUCACAGGAUUAGAACCAAUUGUUUCCGAUGUCAUCAGAGGCAUUUGUAGAGAUUUCUUGGAAUCCCAGCAAUAAUGGUGACAUUUUGACAACUGAAAGAAAAAGUGCAAGAGGAUGGAAUGUAUUAAGUCAUUUUCUCCUAAUACUGAAAUACUAUAUAGCAUACUAAGAUCAGAUACAAAACUAUUAUAUUAAAAAUACAAACAGCUGUUUCAAGCAAAUAAGUAUUCAUUUAAAGCUACUACCUUCUAAUUACAAUUUAGAAUUAUUAAACACUCUGCUGAGGCUUCAUAAUCAUGACCCUUAGAAACUCUGGAAAGAGGAGAUACUGUGGAUCCAAAUCUUAAGAAUUCUAAAAUGCAUAUCACAUGUACAGAGACAUAAAUUCCAUAGCUCAAUAAAGAAUCUGAUACUCAGAAAAGCAACAUUCCUUCUCUAAUCAUUCUGUAUUAAAUAUAGUGACACUUAAAUAGUUCUUUAACUCAGUUCAUAAGUAAGUCAUUCUUCCCCUAAUGGAUGUUGUCUUAAAACCAAUCAAUAAGUUAUUACUUAAUAUAAUAAAAAGGUUUUAUUAUGAAUGAAAUGGAAGGGAAUUAAAUAUCAUGCUUUUUUUGUAGUGUAUUUUCAUAACCACUGAAAUAUCACACUGAACAGAUUUGGUAUUUUUCUACUUUAUAUGCUUAAUUUUAUACAUGUAUAGAUAUAUUAGCUUAUACUCUCAAAGUCACCCAUGUACUAAAAAAAGUGUUGGUAAAUUUUUACUUACCACUUUAAACAUCAGGCUUUAAGGAAAAACACCUAUUAAAACUGGAACUGCAGGAAAAUUAUUGUAGUAUGACCCAGCAAUAAAACUGUUAGUGACUAUUA